Selaginella moellendorffii is the source of this 2513-nucleotide messenger RNA. RefSeq names its product pentatricopeptide repeat-containing protein At4g21065. The transcript is spliced from 3 exons. Lineage: Eukaryota; Viridiplantae; Streptophyta; Lycopodiopsida; Selaginellales; Selaginellaceae. The record is from RefSeq and is a predicted model, not a curated record. Gene Ontology annotation, biological process: RNA modification. The coding region runs from base 456 to 2351 and encodes 631 amino acids. Gene Ontology annotation, molecular function: zinc ion binding; protein binding; RNA binding.
GUUCUUCCGUGAGGACUUUGUUUGAGCAUGACCAGGCAUCACAGGAUCGUCGUGCGCUUGUUUGGAUCCCUGUCCACUUUGCCCGCCGCUCCUGUGGUGCCCAAAGGAAAGAAGAUGAAACGAAGGAAUGCUGCGGAAGAACAAGCCAGGAAGAAAGCACCUGAUUCGAAAGCAAACAAAAGAAAGGAGCUGGAGAAGAAGGAGAUCUCCAAAGUUGCAAAGCCCAGCCAGGAGAAGAAGGAGAUCUCCAAAGUUGCAAAACCCAGCAGCACUUCCCGACGACCAGGCAAGGAUGAUCUCAAGCAACUCAACAUGACUCUGGAGCAAUACCAGCAUCGAAUGUCCACCUUGAGAGACUGCGCAAGCAAGGGAGAUCUGGAGGGAGGAAGCCAGCUCCACCAGCAAGAACUCUCAGAACCAGGGACACCGAGCAGGCCUAUGCCGUGUUUGAGAGAAUGGAGAGGAAGGACGUGAUCGCCUGGAACUUCAUGCUGGGAGCUCUGGUGCUGCGCUCCAAGGACAAGCUCCUCCCUCACGGCUUCCAAAGAGUGGAGUUUGGACUCGAGACUCUUCGACUCUUCCGGAGGAUGCUGCUCCAGGGCCAAGAACCAAACGCCGUCACCUUCACUCACGCGGUGAAUGCCUGUGCCAGCGUCGCGGCUCUCAGCCUCCAGAAGAGGAGUGUCAAAGCCGGGCGGCUUCUCCACGAGCUGGCCGCGUCUCGGGGCUACGCCACCCGCGAUACCAUCCUGGGGAACGCUCUCAUCGCCAUGUACUACGCCUUCGACCAGCUCGACGCGGCCGCCAGAGUCUUCCACGCCAUGGCCUGCAAGAGCAGCGUGACUUGGACGCAGCUCAUCGUCGCGCUCACUCGAAGUGGAGCUCCGGUGGAAGGAGUGGUGCUCCACCGGAUGAUGCAGCUCGAGGGCGGCGUCCAGGAUCGAGCGAGCUUGGUGGCUGCUCUCGACGCUUGCGCAAACUCGGCGGAGCUGCUCUACGGGAGUGUGAUCCACCAGCAGGUCCUGUUGGCGGGGCUGGAGUCGGAUGUUUGUGCCGGGACCGCGGUGGUUCACAUGUACGCGAUGUGCAACCGGAUGGAGACGGCCACCCGGCUCUUCGAGAGGAUCCCCGCCAAGAACGCCUACACUUGGAACUCGAUCAUCACGGCCUACGCCAGGCGCGGUGACUCGUACGAGGCCCUCCACUUCUUCGAGCGGAUGGUGCAAGACGGGACCUCGCCCGACAAGUUUACGAUCGUGGCAGCCAUCGACGCUUGCGCCGGUCUCGUGGCUCUCGAGUAUGGAUCCCGGGUGCUCGAGCUCGCGAAGUCGGCAAUCCAAGUCAAGGACGUUCUGGAGCUGGCGCUCGCCAACUUCUACGGCAAGUGCAUGCUCUUGGAGGUUGCCAGGGACAAGAUUGAGGGGAUGGCGUACAAGACAACGACGAGGUACACGACGCUCAUCUCGGCAUUUGCCGAUCACGGCUUUGUCACUGGAGCUGCGGAGCUGUAUCACAGCUUGAACUUGGAAGGAUUGCUACCUCAUGCUGAGACCUUCACCGCGCUCCUCGCGGGCUCAAGCCACAAAGGGAGGCUCGGAGAGUGCCGGAGCUUGUACCACUCGAUGAUCACCGACUUUAACAUCCGGCCUCGAGUGGAGCACCUGAGAAUGGUGAUGCAGCUGCUGGGACGGCAAGGCCGAGUCGCCAAGGUGGAGGAUCUCGUCAAUCACUCGCCGUUUCAUCCAGGGCGGCUCGACUGGCUGAGCUUGCUGACGGCUAGCGAAGUUCACAAGGAUCUCCCGCGAGCAAGGAGAGCGGCGAGGGAGAUGCUCAAGCUGGAUAGCAAGGACCACCUCCCCUACGAGAUCCUUGCAAACAUGUACGUGGAGGAUGGGAUGCGUGCCAAGGCCGAGGAGAUGAUCGCCAAGAUGAGGCGGUACAAGCAGCGGCAGUCGAGCUUCAUCGAGAUCCACGGCAAAGUUUACAGGUUUCUCGAAGGCCAUUCGAGGAAGAACCACACCAUGUCUCGCAAGCUCGAGAGGUUCCUGGAGCGAAUGCGGUUGAGGAUGACGAGCGUUGGCUACAUUUUCAAGGCUAGCAGCGAGGGAUUGAUCAGAGGGAAGGUGGAAGCCGAGAGACACCACAGCGAGAGGCUGGCUGUGGCGUUUGGUGUGAUCAAACUACCUCGGGACGCGAUGAUGCGCAUUUGUAGCAAGCACCGGAUGUGUGCUGACUGCCAUGCCGUGAUCAAGUACGUGUCCAUGCUGUUCCAGCGCAAGAUCAGUGUGAGAGAUGGGAGCAGGGCUCAUCUCUUUGAAGAUGGCCUGUGCUCGUGCAGAGACUACUGGUAGCAGGGCACGAUUUAAAGAGCACAGUGUAGGGACUCUCAAUUUGACAGGCAUAAGCUAAUCCAAGUCCUUUGCGGUAUUUUGCAGGAAGUUCACUGUAAGAGCUCCUGCUUGUGGCUCGACCUCGUUCCCUGCGAAAUCAUUCAAGAUGGUCAUUCUGCAGUA